This is a messenger RNA of Xenopus tropicalis (tropical clawed frog), 1932 nucleotides long. It is a transcript of the gene tmem54, whose product is annotated as transmembrane protein 54. The record is from RefSeq and is a predicted model, not a curated record. Gene Ontology annotation, cellular component: membrane. The transcript is spliced from 6 exons. Bases 113 to 778 code for a protein of 221 amino acids. Lineage: Eukaryota; Metazoa; Chordata; Amphibia; Anura; Pipidae.
GGUUCCUCCCGGGGGAGGACUAAGCUGAAAUACCUUUUAAGCUGGGAAGCAGCAAACUGAAAUGUAGGAAUCAGCCGUGAAUGGGAACUGGAGAAGACAAAACAUAAACACCAUGUGCGGGCCCAAGGAAAUGGACCCUGCAAGGUUUGGGAAAUUUCUGAUGAAACUUGGCCUGAUUUUAAUUGUCAUCGGACACCUCAAUUUCAUAAUCGGCGCUAUUGUGCAUGGAUUGGUAUUGAGACACUUGGCCCAGCUGCAAGACGCUGUGGCCAUGCAGUAUUCUGUGGCCAAUAUCACUGCUGUGGUAUCAACGAUAUUAAGUAUCACAUGUGGAAUAACUGCUAUUGUCCUAUCCCGGUACCUGGAACAUGUACCUUUGCGCUGGACGGUGUUAGUACUUGGUAUAAUUAAUGCAAUCCUUUCUGUGGCCUGUGUGGUGGAUCUGGUCGUGUCAGUUAUCAUCACAGUGGGGAAUAAAGGUCGCACCCUUUUGUCAUCAUGUGCCUUCACCAACGUGGAGUUCAUUCAGAUCUCAUAUGAUUGUCCCUUUGAUCCUACAAGAAUCUAUAGCACCACUCUUUGUCUGUGGGUAAUCUCUAUUCUACUGGAUGGUGCUGAAGUUGUGUUCAGUGUACGUUGCUUUCUUGCUGUGUCCAAGCUGAUGGACAUUAGAUUCUGCCACAAAAGACAGGACAAGUUUCGUAUUCACCAGAAAGAUGAUGUAAGCACAGAGCAGGAUGCUCUGAAUGAAGAGGCUGAGUGCAUUGUAAUGUUGUGACAAGAACUAGGCAGUAACAUGGGCUGUGUACAUAUAUACAGGUUUAGUAUAUAAAAGUCAUGUACUAGAUGGUAGAACAGUCCUUUAAAGAACGCAAAUAAGUGAUGCUUCAAAGCAGAUGAUCUCACAAUUGUGUACCAUCAGUUUCCAGAGAAAUCAAACUGCUACUGUUUUGCAAUUCAAGUACAGCAGCAUGGUUGCACUGUACAAAGAAAGCAAACAAGCCAUUAAGGUACCAUUAAAUAUAUUCUGUUCUUCACAUAAUAGGAUCCAGUCAUUAUACACAACAAGGACUUAAAUCUGGCCCUCAUAGAUGAGGUAGAUGUGGCUGGGUUUCAGUCUGAAGAUUAAAAAGGGAUUUUGGGUCAAAUGCUUAUUUGCUAUGCUGAAUACUGUCUGUACUAUAGAUCUAUAAUUGUGUAAUAAGAUGCUGUGGCCUGAAGAGAGGAAGGCAUGGUUUGCAAUCCACAGGUGAUGAUUCACCUUUAGUUCUGUUAUUCUGAAGGGCACAGAAUUUUGCAGUGAAUGAUACAGAAGGUGUUCCAGUAUGAUGUGAUACUUUGCAGUGCAUUGAUGGUUUGUAAAAGAUAUGUCUCGGCAAAUGUAAAUUUUAAGGGUAAGCUGUAGAUCAGGGGUAAGAAGUUUUUACACUGUUCAAGGUGUUACAAAAGACAGUACUCACGCACUCUUACAAGACUUUAUUCCUGUUAGAAAAUCAUAUAGCGCAGUGUUAGAUUUACUGUGCUGUGAUUGUUUCAAAGGGUGAUACUGCAAUAUAUAUUGUGAAGUAGCAUAAUACAGAAGAACACUAAGUACAGGUUGUCAAUACAUACAAAGUAUGCAAUUUUAACCCCCCCAAACUCUACUGGGGUGUCUGACCUGUACCACAACUCUACUGCUCAUAUGGGCUGUGUCCAGUUAAUAAUAUAGUUAGUGCACAAACAUAGUAUAUAAUAUUAGGCCCCAAAAAAGUCUUGGCAGUGCUAGAGGCCCAUUUGAUACUCAUGCAGACUAACGGAACCAUGCUACUGAUCCACUGCACAGACCUUGAAAUCAGAACUGUGUUUGCCAAAUAGAUAAUUCCAUUCAGGCAUAUGUACAUACCAAAUGAAAAUUUACAGUGGUGAAUAAAUUUAUAAAUGCAACACUUAAAA